GUGCUGGUGCCGGGGGCUCCAAGGGUGAGGAGCUCAAGAGGAAGAACUCUGGGAAGGGCGUCGCUCCCCCGGAGAACAAGAAGCAGAAAAAGGGGGCCUCCGGGAGGAAGGAUGCGCCCAUAGUAGUCGAGGAGCAGCCUUCCUCGAAUCCUCCUGCGGCCACCCCUCCUCGAUCUCCUCCAUCCCCCAUAGACGAGGGAAUCCGCCCGGCGGAGAUCAUCCAGUUCCCUGUCAAGUCGGGGACCUCAGUUAUGCAUGGCACCCUCCAUCCUGUCGGCUUCAUGAGGGGGGUCAUGGCGCCGAAGGAUAGGUCAGUGCUGGCCCGCCUCGGGGACGACAUCCUCGAUUACAAAGUCGCGAGCUACAGCACUAUGGCUGCCUUGGCUGCUUCCGAGCAGGCCCGAAGGGUUGAACAGCUGAGGAUCGCCAAAUGCCAGGCGGACGAGGCCCUGAAGAAGGCUGAUGAGGAGAAGGUCACCCUUAGGCAGAGGGUUGCUGACGUGGAGGCUAGCCUUCGGCUGGAGAAGGAGGCCAUGGAGCAGAGGCUAAAAGAUGCCGAGGCUAAAGGGAAGGCUGCCGCUGAAGAAGCCGCCGCUGUUGCUGCCAAGGCUGCUGCCGAGGCCGCCGAGAUAGAAAAGGCCGAGGCGGUGGCCGAUGCUGGGAAGAAGGCAAUCGAAUCUUUCCUUGCCGAGGGCUGG
Messenger RNA from Cuscuta epithymum, 698 nucleotides. The record is from the annotation of a GenBank genome assembly. NCBI's taxonomy places the organism in Eukaryota, Viridiplantae, Streptophyta, Magnoliopsida, Solanales, Convolvulaceae.